Molecule: messenger RNA, 2395 nt
Organism: Beta vulgaris subsp. vulgaris (sugar beet)
Lineage: Eukaryota; Viridiplantae; Streptophyta; Magnoliopsida; Caryophyllales; Amaranthaceae
Product: probable LRR receptor-like serine/threonine-protein kinase At5g45780
Exons: 11
Coding region: 414-2258 (614 amino acids)
Biological process (GO): protein phosphorylation
Molecular function (GO): protein binding; protein kinase activity; ATP binding
Source: RefSeq, a predicted model, not a curated record
UUUAUUUUCGAGCUUAUUUUCAAAGAAACCCCAAAUCCAAGGGCACUACUCUAUCAAUAUGUUUCAUUUUCUCUCUCAUUUCAGUAUCAAAUAUCAAUAUAACUUAAUAUUGGCAUUAUUAUCUUUAAAAACUGUCGUUUUGUUCCAACUUUUCUCAUGUACUAAAAGUGUAGAAAGUUUCCAUUUUUUUCACUCUUUUAAGUGUCAAACAAGAUCUACUAGUACCCUUUUUCUCCUCAUUUUUGUGAACUUAAUCUUUUUUCAUAGUUGGGUUGUCAAAACUGUUUGAUUUAUUUGUAACGAAAACGAUUUCUUAUUACGAUUCAUGUUAGCCGACCCAAAAAUAAUGUGGGACUAAUGUGGUGCUGUUGUUAAAAGUUGCUAGUUUAUGAGAGUGUGUUUUUUUUUUAGCAAUGUUUCUGUUUUUGGUUUUGGUUUUCUGGGUUUUUGAUGUGGUUGGAGCUGCUGAUAGUCUUCUCUCUCCUAAGGGUGUUAACUAUGAAGUUGCUGCAUUAAUGUCAUUAAAGAACAAGAUGAGAGAUGAUAAGUACCAUGUUCUUGAUGGGUGGGAUAUAAAUUCAGUUGAUCCUUGUACUUGGUAUAUGGUUGCUUGUUCUGCUGAGGCUUCUGUUAUUUCUCUUGAUAUGGCUAGUAUGGGCUUGUCAGGAACCCUAUCUCCUAGUAUUGGAAAUUUGACUCACCUUCGCUCAAUUUCAAUGCAGAACAAUCAGUUAUCUGGACCAAUUCCUGACGAGAUUGGCAAGCUUCAAGAGCUUCAAACUCUGGACCUCUCAGGUAACCAGUUUAGUGGUGAGAUUCCUGGUUCGAUUGGUAACCUCGGCCAUCUAAGCUACUUGAAACUGAGUAGAAAUAAAUUGUCUGGACAGAUUCCUGAACAUGUUGCAAAUCUUACAGGUCUUUCAUUCUUGGAUUUGUCGUUUAACAAUCUUACUGGUCCUACACCAAAGAUUUUAGCGAAAGCAUACAGUGUGACAGGGAACACUUUUCUUUGCUCUUCAACAUCUUCACAUGUUUGCAUAGAUAGCAAGAAGCCUGUAAAUGACACAACUAUUCCAAAAGCAAGUCAUCGCCGUCGAUGGGAAGUUCCAGUAGCUGUUGGUGUUGGCUGCACAUUUGUGGUUUCUAUAUUGCUGGUAAUUGGAUGGGCUCACUACUACAAGUCCCAUCUUCUGACAUCAUAUGUGCAGCAAGAUUAUGAAUUUAGUAAUGGUCAUGUGAAGAGAUUCUCUUUUCGUGAACUUCAAGUAGCUACAGGAAACUUCAAUGCCAAAAACAUACUAGGAAAAGGUGGUUUUGGGAUUGUGUAUAAGGGUUGUUUACCAAACAAGACUAUGGUGGCAGUCAAAAGGCUGAAAGACCCCAGUUUGACUGGUGAAGUGCAGUUUCAAACUGAGGUAGAGAUGAUUGGUUUAGCUCUACAUCGAAAUCUUCUACGUCUGUAUGGAUUUUGUAUGACACCUAAUGAGAGAUUGCUCGUGUAUCCUUACAUGCCAAAUGGGAGCGUUGCAGAUCGUUUGAGAGAUCCAUGUAGGGAUAGGCCUACUUUAGAUUGGAGCAAGCGCUUGCAUAUUGCUCAGGGGGCUGCUCGUGGUCUCUUGUACUUACAUGAGCAGUGUAAUCCAAAAAUUCUUCAUAGGGAUGUGAAAGCUGCUAACAUCUUGCUUGAUGGGAGCUUUGAAGCUGUAGUGGGAGAUUUUGGCCUUGCAAAGCUCUUAGACAGGAGAGAUUCUCAUGUUACUACCGCUGUGCGCGGCACACUUGGUCAUAUUGCUCCUGAGUAUCUUUCUACUGGGCAAUCCUCAGAGAAAACUGAUGUUUUCGGAUUUGGCGUUCUACUUUUGGAACUCAUCACGGGACAAAAGACAGUAGAUGCUGGCAAAGGUCAGACUCAGAAGGGAAUGAUGCUUGAAUGGGUGAGGGGAUUGAACGAAGAAAAAAAGUUGGACAUGCUUGUGGACAGAGAUCUGAAGGGCUUUUACGAUGCUGAUGAGUUAGAAAAGAUGGUGGAAUUGGCUCUUCGGUGCACUCAAGCUAGUCCUAUCCUGAGACCAAAAAUGUCAGAAGUUUUGAAUGUUUUAGAAGUUAUUGCUGGGCAGUCCGGAAUCGGAGAAGAAAUGCAUGCCAGAAACUCAAUUCCUGAAGAAAGAUAUUGUACUAGUGUCUCUAGGCAAUACAGUGAUGUUCACGAAGAACAUUCCUUUGUAUUUGAAGAUAUGGAGUUAUCUGGACCAAGAUGACUCCAUGUAAUUAUUACCUGAAUCACUGUGUCUGUCCAAAGUUUUGUAAAGCACUUUUUGUUUCUAAAAAUUUUCCAUUCUGUUUCAACUGUAAAAAUAAUUCUCCCAAAUACAGGUUAGAUACAAUAUUACCAUGA